Messenger RNA from Erigeron canadensis, 1742 nucleotides. Its product is annotated as cytochrome P450 CYP72A219-like. The coding region runs from base 49 to 1602 and encodes 517 amino acids. Gene Ontology annotation, molecular function: monooxygenase activity; heme binding; iron ion binding. The transcript has 5 exons. The record is from RefSeq and is a predicted model, not a curated record. NCBI's taxonomy places the organism in Eukaryota, Viridiplantae, Streptophyta, Magnoliopsida, Asterales, Asteraceae.
UGAUUGUCUCUCUAUCCUUUUAUUCAUAUUUUGACCAGACAAACAUUGAUGGAUGAGGUAAGAAACACCGUGUUGAUUUCAUGUGCUAUCGCAAUUUUAGUAUGUAUUUGGAAGUUAGUAAACACGUUAUGGGUUACACCAAGGAAACUAGAGAAGCAUCUGACGAAUCAAGGUUUCAAAGGGAACAAAUACAAAUUUCUGUAUGGGGACACAAAAGAAAUGUCCAUGAUGUUUAGAGAAUCAAGAUCAAAGGUUUUGAAUCUUGAUGAUGACGAUGAAGUUCUCCCACAUGUCAUCGGUUUCUCCUAUCAAUCUCUUCAAAAACAUGGUAGAAACUUCAUCACAUGGAUGGGAUGGAAACCGCGAGUAACCGUUAUGGACCCAGAGCUCAUCAAAGAUAUAUUUGUGAAAAUGAACGACUUUCAAAAGCCAAGAAGUAACCCACUGGGUAGGUUAUUAGCAACUGGAAUAGUGUCAUAUGAAGGAGAUCAAUGGGCCAAACAUAGAAAAAUAAUUAACCCAGCUUUCCAUUUGGAAAAACUUAAGAAUAUGGGACCAGCUUUUCAGUUAAGCUGUGGAGAAAUGCUUGCAAAAUGGGAGAUGUUGAUUUCAUCGUCGGGAUCAUGCGAGUUGGAUGUUUGGCCUCAUCUUCAAGCUUUAUCCGCUGAUGUGAUAUCAAGAACCGCAUUUGGAAGUAGUUAUGCAGAAGGAAUUCGGAUAUUUGAACUCAUAAGAGAACAAAGUGUACUUGCAAUGGAAGCAUUCCAGUCCCUUUACAUCCCUGGAUCAAGGUUUCUUCCAACAAAGCGCAACUCGAAGAUGAAGGCUAUAGAUAAAGAAGUAAAGCUUUCUAUUAGGAAAAUUAUUGAUUUGAGGCUAAAAGCAAUGAAGGUCGGGGAAGCUAACUAUGAUGAUCUAUUAGGAAUGCUGCUUGAAUCUAAUAUGAAAGAGGUUAACCAACAUCAAAACAAAAGUCAUGGAAUGACUAUCAAUGAAGUUAUUGAAGAGUGUAGACUUUUCUAUUUUGCCGGACAAGAGACAACUUCAAGUUUGCUUGUGUGGACGAUGAUUUUGUUAAGUAAACAUAAAGAAUGGCAGUCGCGCGCUAGGGAAGAGGUUAUGAAUGUUUUUGGGGACAAAAAUAUAGAUAUAGAUGGGCUAAAUCAACUCAAAGUUGUUAACAUGAUCUUCUACGAAGUAUUGAGGUUAUACCCCCCUGUAGUUGGACUAGCCCGAAAAGCUGAAAAAGAAAUUACAUUGGGAGAUUUUUCGAUACCAUCUGGAGUGCUGAUUGGUUUGCCGAUAAUGCUAAUUCAUUACGAUGAAAAAUAUUGGGGGAGUGAUGCCAAGAAGUUUAACCCCAGUAGGUUUUCGGAAGGAAUUUCUAAGGCAACCAAAAACCAAGUCACUUACUUUCCUUUUGGUUGGGGUCCUCGAAUAUGCAUUGGACAAAACUUUGCCCUAUUGGAGGCUAAAAUUGCUCUCGCAAUGAUCUUACAACGAUACUCUUUUGAAUUUGCACCAUCCUAUGUCCAUGCUCCUCGCACUGUUCUCAUCCUUCAACCCGGACAUGGUGCGAAUCUAAUUUUGCAUAAACUCUAACAAUUUAUCUUCUUAGAGUAUUUUUCUAGUUGAAACAAUGUUUAUCUAUGUAAUGUAAUUUGCUUAUUACUUAUAUAGAAAAAGGAAUGUACAAUGCUUAUUACAUUAUCAAAAAAAUAAGAGUUUUGUUGUUUGUGCAA